CCUAAAGAACUAGCCUAUCCUGUGAAUACACCAAGAGAAAGGACAGUGUAUAGUGUAAAAGCUGUACUCUUAGCAGUAGUUGAACAACGACCAUUUCUAUUUACCACUGGUACUAGACGUACAGAAUUGAAGGAGAUCCUACCUGAUGAAUCAUUAUCAGAUAUUAGUAACCUUUCACUGUUAGGAGGACGUGGUAUUAAGGAAGUGAUUGAAACAACUGAAGAAUUCAACACAGACGCUACAACUACAAUAAAGCCAGAAAAAAUAGAAAAAUGGCUGAAAGAAGGUACAGUUGAGCUAAAAGUCACUCGUAUCAAUAUGCAUGGUCUACCUGGAGCUGGUAAAACAUGUUCACGACACCUCCUACUUAAUGAAGACCCACCAUCUUCUACUGAUAGUACACCAAUAGCUUGUCCUGCUGUUAAGGCAACAAGAAUAUCUGUUGAUGAUAAGAAUAAGAAAUGGGAGAGAGUUGAAGUAAAAGAUUUGUAUGACCAACUAGCAUCUCAUCUAAAGGAGGUACCGAAUGAAACGGAACUUGAGCAAAAAAAGGAUGAAGCAUCACUGAAUUUAGAUGAUAUAUUUGAUAGUUCAGAUGAUAUAUUUGAUAGUUCAGAUGAAGAUGAAAUUGAUGAUAAAACCGAUGAUGAACCAAUCGAAAUUAAGCCAAUUGAAAAGAAACCAGUCGAGAAUGAACAAACUGAGAUUAAUCCAACUAAAGUCAACCCAACAGAAACAGAAGUAGUGAAAAAAGUUAUGAAUGCUGAAACGUCUAAAAAUUUUAGCACAAAUUGGGUUUAUUUUAUUGAUUCCGGUGGUCAACCAGCAUAUCGAGAGUUGCUACCUCUUUUUACAAGAGCAGCUGCACUGAAUAUCAUCACCAUUGAUCUUACCAAAGGUCUUGAUGAGAAGUGUGAGUUUCAAUAUCGCAUUGAUCAACAUGUGUCUCCUAUUAAUACAGACCUAAAGUAUUCUAAUCGCGAUAUAAUAUGCUCGACAGUUAGCUCCGAAGCUAUGUUAAAUUCCAUCGAAAUUCCUUAUGUCGCCGAACCUGAAAAGCAUAAAGGUAUUCACGCUCGCUAUCUUGUACUUGGUACACGUAAGGAAUUGGUAACUGAAGAAGAGCUAAAAGAAAUGGACAAAAGCCUGAUAAGUAGCUCUAGCCUGGACCUUAAAAAUAUCAUUCAACGUGUACCUGAAAAAUCGAUCAUAUUUCCAGUUAAUACGUUGCUCCGUGGUGGGUCUGAUGAAAGGAAAAAGGCUAGCAUAGAUCUUUGUACUGCAAUUUCAAAUUGUGAACUGGAAAUUACAAUUGAGUUACCAAUUCGAUUGCUUACUUUUGAGAUUGCACUUCAGUUGGAAGCUAUGAAGAACAAACAAAGUUUCCUUACAAAAGAAGAAGUCAUUGAAAUUGGUAAGUCUCUCCGACUUGAUACAAAGUCAGAUAUCAAUGAUGCUCUGCAAUAUUUACACAAUGUCACUAUUAUUCUUUAUUAUCCUGCUGUCCUACCAAAUAUAAUAUUUGUUGAUCCUAAACCAAUUCUUGAUGUCCUUUCACGUCUAAUAGCUAUCACAUACAUUGACCAAUCUAAUCUACAUUUAAUAGCAAAAGCAUCUGAUGAAAGAAUACGUCUCAAAAAAUAUGGCCUUUUCAAGGAGGGUCUUUUAGAAAAAAUUGGUCAACAAAAAAUUUUUGAUAAAAAUUUUGAAUCCUCUCACAUGAUCAAGCUUCUGGAACACCUCCACAUUAUUGCCAAAGUAAUAAACAAAGAUGAAAAGCAAAAUGAAUAUUUUUUCCCAUGUGCAUUACCGUCAUGUGAUAAGCUCAAUGACCCCCCAACAGAAAUACAACCACUUCUCAUAGCAUGGGAGAUUAACAACAGUGGGACAGCAACUCUAGCCAUCCCUCAAGGUUUAUUUCCUUUAACCAUCGUACACCUUUUGAAAGAAAAGAAUGUAGUAGACUUCAGUCCAGAUCCUGAUUCAGACAAUGAAUUCUACAGAUAUCAUGAUGCCAUGUCACUUCGUGUUUACAAAGAUCACUUCAUACACAUCAUCAAUUGCUAUACACAUAUCAAAAUACAGUUUCGUGGUAACUACAAGAACUCUUGUCUUAAAAUUCGUGAAUUAGUCACAGAAGCAAUCGAAAAAAGCUGCAAAGAUCUUAAGUGUAAAAAUAAUUAUAUCUUUGCAUUUCUCAAGUGCCCCAAAAAGGAACAUUACUGCAUUGUCCGGAAAGAUGAUAAAUCUUCUCCCUGGUAUUCUCAUUGCACUCAUUGUGAAACCCAAUGUAAAGUACUGGAGAAUGAUGAUAGCUAUAGAUGCUGGUUUUUUAGUGAAUCUCUAUUGUCCAGUCCAGGAGCUGAGCCAUUAUUAGAAGGUCCACCUACUAAGAGACCUACAGUGCAAUCUUCUGAAUUAGAUACAUGCCAUCUUGUUGAAAUACGUGAUUUACUAAAGAAGCAUGGAUAUUCUGGUGUUGAUUAUUAUGAUCUUGGUCUUCGUCUGGGACUACUCCCUGCUACACUUGAUGUUAUUGAGAAAGAUAACAAAGGAGAUACUAAGAGCUGUCUAAGAAAAUGUUUGACAGAAUGGUUGGAACAAAAAGACAAUGUAAAGAGUAAAGGUGUUCCAACUUAUGAUACAUUAAUACAAGCAUUGAGGGACGAAGGAGAGAAUACUGUAGCUGAUGGGAUUGAAAAAGAUAUCAAUAGUAACAAGAGUAGAUUAUCUACUCUUGAUACAAAGAAAUGAGAAGGUUUCACUAGAAGUAACUCUAGGAUUCAUAUACACAGCACAUAUUAUUUAAUUAUUUUAAAUUAUUAAAUAAAUUAUAUUUGUGUUCCAAUUUUUGUAAAUGUGAAAGCACGUGGUUCAAUUAUACGGAGUAUAUAACGGAAACUGUCGGAAAGUACAAGAUUCUUACAAAGUACAAGAUCGGUAUACAGAAGUGGGAUCAAGCCUCUUCCUCGGCCUCUUCUUAAAGAAUGAGUUCCAUAUAUAUAACAGAGCCCCCUACUAAAGGAAAGGUACUAUUAAAGACCACACUGGGUGAUAUUGAUAUUGAACUGUGGUCCAAAGAGGCUCCUCUGGCCUGUCGUAACUUCA
Amphimedon queenslandica is the source of this 3108-nucleotide messenger RNA. RefSeq lists its product as uncharacterized. Gene Ontology annotation, molecular function: protein binding. Lineage: Eukaryota; Metazoa; Porifera; Demospongiae; Haplosclerida; Niphatidae. Bases 319 to 2754 code for a protein of 811 amino acids. The record is from RefSeq and is a predicted model, not a curated record. Gene Ontology annotation, biological process: signal transduction. The transcript has 7 exons.